Molecule: messenger RNA, 1615 nt
Organism: Varanus komodoensis (Komodo dragon)
Lineage: Eukaryota; Metazoa; Chordata; Lepidosauria; Squamata; Varanidae
Product: procathepsin L-like
Exons: 8
Coding region: 374-1393 (339 amino acids)
Biological process (GO): immune response
Cellular component (GO): lysosome
Molecular function (GO): cysteine-type endopeptidase activity
Source: RefSeq, a predicted model, not a curated record
CCAUCUGUGACUUUUCCUGUACUUCAACCAAGUCAGGUCUCAUGAUCUGAGAGGCAAACCCGUAUGAUCCCUUGAGAAAAGCAACACUUCCUGUCACUGAAGCGCUUUCUCAUGAUCAAACUUUCAUGGAAUACUUCCGAGGAAGCUGAAUUGCCUAAGUUUGUGAGCAAUUGUGCACAGGAAGUUCAGAGGGGCAGCACACAAUAAAAACAGAGCGACUGGUUUUUAUCCCCUUGUUUCUCCAAGAAGUAAACAGAGAGGCUAAAUCAUUCACCCAGACCAAGAGAUAAAGUGUGUGCUGAGGUGUGAAAGCCAUCCCAGAGGGUGUUGUGGAACAGGUGGAAAAGAGGUUUUGUGGAAGUUCUGCUCAAAAAUGCAGGUGGUGCUUGUGAUCUCGGUAGUGAUGGCAACCUGGUUUGUUGUUCUGAGCCCAUUCUCUGAAGCGCUGGAUCAGGGCCUGGGUGAUGCCUGGGAAGAAUGGAAGAGCACCCACCGGAAAACAUACCCCAAGGGGGAAGAGGCAUUCCGAAGAGCUAUCUGGGAGAAGAACCUGCAGAUGAUCGAAAAGCAUAACUAUGAGGCUCACCUGGGGAACUUCACCUACAAACUGGGCAUGAACCAGUUUGGCGACUGGACGAGAGAAGAGUUUAACCAUAGGAUGAAUGGCUUUCGCCCUGACCUGGCUGAGCAAGACGGCAGCAACCGCACCUGGUUCCAAGUAACGGAUGCUAUGGAAACUCCCACACAUGUAGAUUGGCGCACCAAAGGUUAUGUCACCCCUGUGAAGGAUCAGGGCGACUGCGGGUCUUGCUGGGCGUUCAGCGCCACCGGAGCCCUGGAAGGGCUGCAUUUCAAGAAGACACAAACACUGGUCUCUCUGAGCGAACAGAACCUCGUAGACUGCUCCUGGAAGGAGGGCAAUCAGGGAUGCGAUGGAGGAUGGAUGAAUUCCGCCUUCAAGUAUGUGAAGCUCAACAAGGGCAUCAACUCAGAGAAAACCUACCCCUAUGAGGCACAGGACGGCCGCUGUCGGUACAAUCGCUCAGACCCAGCAGCCACUUGCACUUCAUGGGUAAAUAUUGCAAAAAAGAAUGAGAAGGAUCUUGAAAAAGCUGUGGCCAAGGUUGGCCCAGUGUCCGUGGCAGUAGACGCGAGCGACUUCAUGUUUUACAAGUCAGGAAUCUAUUUCCGCAAGGGGUGUGGUGAGUUCUUGAACCAUGGCAUGCUGGCAGUUGGCUAUGGCAUUACCAAGGAAGACGGGAAAAUAAGAAAAUAUUGGAUCUUGAAGAACAGCUGGGCCAAAACCUGGGGCAAGAAGGGCUACAUGUGGCUGGCGAAGGAACGACAUAAUCAUUGUGGCGUGGCAACCGCUGCAAGCUAUCCUACCCUGUAACUUGCUCCAGGGGCCACGAUCCCACCUUUUGAACCAGCCCAGCAACAGAACAGCUUCACACCGAACUGCCACGAUCGUGUUUGCUUCCUUUUGACCUCACAGUUUCCCAAAGAACCAAAAGAAAAUCUGAGCUUAUCAUCUCUCCUGAUACCUAGUGAUGCAAGUGAGCAAAUCAGUAUUGAAAAUAAAAUGCAGAAUAUUGCACUUAUUAGACACUGUUGA